CACCGUUUCUGCUUCAAGAUCUGAGAGGAAGCCAAAAUAUUAGAGCUUUUCAUUGUGAACUGGUCCAGAUCAUGUCUUUUGCUAGGCGUUUUUUCCUCCUUCUCCUAGUGGUGGUGGUGGGCCAAGCUGUAGAGCAGGACGUUUCUGGAAAGGAUUCUGUCUGUGGACACCCGGGAAUACCAGGGAACCCUGGACACAACGGGAUACCUGGGCGUGAUGGCCGAGAUGGAGCCAAGGGGGAUAAAGGAGAUGCAGCUGUACUUGGGACAUGUGGAGCUCUGGGGAAGGAUGGACCCAAAGGAGACAAAGGAGAACCUGGUGCAUCAGGUGUAGAUGGGCUUAAAGGACGACGUGGAGAAAAUGGAGAAAGGGGACCACCUGGAAAAAUGGGACCCCAAGGCUUCCCUGGACCGCUUGGUCUUAAAGGGUUAAAGGGAGAGAUAGGAAUGCAAGGACCCAAGGGUAUCAAAGGAGAUGUAGGACCAGUGGGACCUGUAGGGCCUCAGGGAAUCAUUGGGUACCAGGGAGAGAAAGGUUCUCCAGGCCCUAUUGGACCUCUAGGAAGACAAGGCCCGAAGGGUGAACUCGGACCUCCUGGUCACAAGGGCAGCCUCGGUUACCGUGGUGAAAAGGGGCCAAAAGGUGAGACUGGAGAAAAGGGACCUAAAGGAGACAUGCCUGAAAUACCCAAAAGUGCCUUUUCUGUUGGCCUGACAGCACAAAGCAAGCUGCCUGCAAGUAACGUUCCUAUCCGGUUUGACAAAAUCAUCUACAACCGACAGAAUCACUACAACACAGAGAGUGGUCGCUUCACCUGCGCCAUUACUGGAGCUUAUCAUUUCACCUACCACAUCACAGUGUUCUCCCGAAACGUCCGAGUGGCACUAAUGAAGAACGGCCAAAGUGUCAUCCACACCAUGGACAACUACCAGAAUAGUGAGGACCAGGCGGCCGGGGGCACAGUGCUCCACCUGGAGGUCGGGGACAAGGUGUGGCUUCAGGUGGCUGGAGGUCAGCUCUUUAAUGGACUCUACGCAGACGACGAUGAUGACACAACUUUCUCUGGGUUCCUUCUCUUCGCUGAAUGACAAACUAAAUAUCUGGAACUGAAGAAAUAUGUGUAAAAUUAUUCAUUAAUAUGGAACUGGACUUUAUCUUCUGCUUUAUCUUACAAAAGUCAGGUUAAUAGCUCAUAGGUGAAGAACUUAAUCACA
Molecule: messenger RNA, 1214 nt
Organism: Clarias gariepinus (North African catfish)
Lineage: Eukaryota; Metazoa; Chordata; Actinopteri; Siluriformes; Clariidae
Gene: c1qtnf9
Product: C1q and TNF related 9
Exons: 3
Coding region: 72-1088 (338 amino acids)
Molecular function (GO): protein binding
Source: RefSeq, a predicted model, not a curated record